CAUGUUGAGAGCACACGCACGUAAGAAAAGCUUGGAUUUGAAGGGACAGGAAAAAUUUCUGAGAUAGGGUUCAGCAGUAUAAAUACACAGUAUUGUUGAUCACUUUAUCGCGGUAAAGUUUUGUAAGUGUGAAAGUUGUGACUUUUUUUGCCAAAGAAAUGUGUCGUGUAAAGUAAACUGGGGACUGACAACCUCAUGAUUACGUUUGCUUGGCGCGCGUCAAGCCGAUGCAUCAAUUUUAAGACACCCGAAGCGAAGCUUGAUAGAGCGAGAAGGCAAAAACAAAAUGGUGCGGGCUUGUUGUUGACGGCAACUUGUGUCUUGUGGUAAAAGUGUGCAUUUAGCGUUCACGUUCAUCAGCAACAGCAAAAAUGUGCAUUCCACCGUCAUUUACAGCAGAUGCGAGCUAAGGAAGGGAGCCGGUGAAAAGCUGGACACUUGCUUCUUUGCAGUGCUAGAUGGGAAAAUUAUGCCAUCCUAAAUACCCCACAUGCAUGCAAGGAUAUACAUUUUGUUGUAGUAAAGAUGACAUUAACAUGUUAUUUGGGUAAAUGUGAAUAAGCGUAAAAUUAUUAAUCCUGGACAAGUGGCUCUCAACACCUUUUCGAUACAUCAGCACGCGUCCCCAUCAGACUCGAAAAGAUGGAGGAAGGAGAAAAGGGAGAAAAUGCUUCCCCCAAGCCAGGGGUCGAAACUGAAUCUUUGAACGAUGAACCGAAAACGUCGGAAAAUCCCUUCGACGCCUCGGAGACACCCGUACAGGAUGGACCCAAUGAUGGUCCGCUUCGGACGCAAGAAAAGCCGAUGGUGGAAGAGACAGAAGGAGAACAGACGGCAGAGCGGGAUGUAGUUGAAGACGCUACCGUUGAGCAAUCGUUAUUAUCGGAUUGUUCGCCGGCAGAGGAUGCGCGAAUAGUUGAACGGAGCCCCGAAGAGAAUGAUCUGCCGAAGAUCGAAGAAGAGAAGGUUGAAGAUAUGAUUGUUGAAGAGUACAUUGAGGAAGACGAAAGUCAUAGUGUGACGGCUGAUUGUGACAAACUGGACGAUGGUGCUCAAAUAGCAGAAACUUCAAAGUCGGUGGAACAUUCCGAUACUAAACAAUGUGAAAAAGAUGAUCCAGAUAGUGAAAAGUACGAUAGUGCCGUAGAGGAAAUGGAAGCGGAUCCUAAAGAGCACCGGGAUGGCACGGAGCAAGAUCCCGAAUCGAACGCACAAGAAACAGCUGGAUUGGAACACAACACUGAUGGUCCUUCGAAAGAUGAAGAAUUUGGAGAGCAACAAGAAGAAGAGGAAAAGCAACUGGACGAUGCAAGCAACACAUCGUCCCAUUUACAGGACAUAGAAAUGACGAAUGUGGACGAAAGUGUGCAUGGGAAGUGUGACGAUAUGACGGAAGGCGAUCGUUCGAUGGAUCCAUCUACAGCGGAAGACCCGUUCGAUCAAUUGCGACACUCGACCAGCGAUGAUGUUGGCCAUAAUAGUGAUAGAGAAAACAGAGAAGACACGGUAGAGAGAGAUGCACAUGAGGAACACACAGAUGCUGGUGCAACGGUUGACAAACAAGACACGCACGACGAGCACGACAAAGUUGCUGCCGAUGCAAACGAGAGCCAGGACGACGGUAAUAAUGAGGGUGAUGAACAUUGUGGAGACGAACGCGAUGAACCACUGGCUGAUUCAGAGAUAAACGAAACGGAACAUGGAGUUACUGAGGCAGAGCUAGCAAAAGAGGCGAGUGGCACCUUGGAGCAAUCGGUGGAAGACGAAUCAAACGCUGUGGUGGAUGAAGAAAUGGGGGGAGAAAAUGAAAAUAUUUGCUUGCUACCCGAUGACGAGAGAGCGAUAUCCGCUGAGGACAAUCAACGUGCCAUGGAACAAGAGCAAGAAGCGGCUGCCGCCGCUGCUGCUGCUGAUGCCGCGGCAGCUGAACAAUCCUUGGAACGUGAAGAAGCUGAACGGGAAAGAACGCAAGAUGGUACUGCGAGGGCUGGAAGCCACGAGGAGGAAGCAGAUGAAGGCCAAGGCGGUUUCGCACCACCACCACUAGCAGAAAGCGGGGACGUUGCAGUCGAGGAGAACGAUCUUCAAACAGUGACGGAAGGGCCGGCGGAAGAUAUGGAGGUGGACUUGACAAGCACCGGAACAGAAGAUUUUCCUACGAGAGAUAAUCAGAUUCGUGAACUCACAGCAGUGGCAGAAUCGGAAACGUGUAUGCAGUGUAAGAAGGAAUCGACGCCCUGUCUCUACCUGCUGUCCUGUGAGACAGCAGACGAUCAGGAAUCCGGCCAGCAGUACAUAUGCUCGUUCGAUUGCGUGCAGCGCCUUCGCACCGACAACCCGGGCAAGUACGAACUAAUGCAACGGCGUGUAACGAUUGUUCCCAUCUUCGAGCGUCAAGAAUCGUGCGUGCGCUGCGGCGAGCAACGGUUGUGCAAGUAUCGUUACAAGCUAGACGAUGGUUCAUACACAUAUCUGUGCGAUUCAAAGUGUGUAGAGCAUCUGACCGCAAUCAAUGGCGAAAAGUACAGUUUGGUAAGGAAACGGUACAUCAUUGAAGAAAAGGCUGCGGCGCAGGAAGAGGCCAAAUACUGCGUACAGUGUAGCGACACGAAACCGUGCCAGUUUGAGUUCAAGCAGGACGAAGAGCAGCUACACGUCUGUAGCGAUUGUAUCGAUUUGCUGAUGACGGAACAUCCCGACCUGUUUCGUUUGCAUCGCCGUCGAUCGGUACGGGUACGCAACCUUGGCAAGGAAGGCUCGACUGGCGGUACGAGUGGUUCGCGAGGAGAGGUGGCGAAAUUUACCGCCCGGACGGAAGAGGAGGCCGAAGCAGCGCGAAUUGAGCGUGAGGCUUCGUUUCUGCGCACCUGCCACGAAUGUCACAAAACGUUACAAAUCCUCUCGGCCCGCUGGUUGCAGUGGGAAACGAUGGAAUUUUGCGAUGAGAAGUGUCUAGGCGCCUAUCAGACGACGCACGGUUCCCACUGCGUCCAGUGCCGGAAGGUCGUGUCCGUGAACAGUAUGGGGAAGUUUUGCGUUCGCUUCGGAUUCACCAUUUGCCAGUUCUGCAGCGCGGGAUGCUUAGAAAUCUACAAGAAAGCACUCAAAACGUGCUCCUACUGUCAGCAAACGAUCGGUAAGCAGAACAAAGGCUUUGAGCUACGAGUGGCUCGGGCCGGGGAGCUAGGCGUGCUGAAGGAUUUCUGCAGCGCGAUUUGUCACAAAAUGUACCAAGCUUGUCUAAAUCCGUCGCUGAAACACAAGUUGCACGUAUGCGGUGUAUGCAAUCACGCGAAGACGACCAAGCUGAUAGUCCACCUGGAAGGGCGGGAACAUUAUUUCUGCAGCACGCCUUGCUUUUCCGCGUUUAAGUUCGUGAACAAUGUCAAUCCAGACGAGUGCGCCAUGUGUAAAGAUUUCUUCGAACGAAAGUCGAACGCAGCUUACACUAUCUACCAGCAAGGCCAAGCGUCCCGGCUAGAGCCGUUGGCAUUCUGCACCAAGAUGUGCUUGAAUUUGUACAUUUCAACAAGCAGGGAGAUUGUGCCGUGCAAUUGGUGCAAGGUGAAAAAGUAUACCUUCGACAUGAUACUUCGGCCCUCCACGAUGGAACGGCACUGCUCGCUGCACUGUUUGACGCUGUCCGAGGUGUCGACGAACGUGAAGCUGGCAGCGUGCGAUCAUUGUUUACUGGUCCGAACGCCCCAGUACGAGCUGAAUAUGUCCGAUUCGAGCCUGCGCAUCUUUUGCACCUAUCAGUGUCUCAUGAAAUUCCAGAGCCAGUUUAGUAAAACCAAACCGAUCGAUCCUUCCGUUCCCGCACCGUUGGGUAUUCCGAAGCGUAUUCCUCGCGCUACUACUACGGCAACGAUAACUAAACAAACCGGUCCGGCAAACACAUCUUCCUCUACUGCAGACGCUGUCAUUUCUUCUGUGGCCAGUGGUUUGAACACUUCUACGCGAGGACGAGGACGUCCCCCGAAGACCACAACAGCAACAACAACAACAACGGUCGGUUCCAACGGUAACAUCACUUCCGGAUCCAACCUGCCCGUGAUCACAUCUGUCCAUUCGUUAGCUAACACAAUGGGUAACCGUGGACCGGUAACGCGUCCAAAAGCAGGUCAGAUCAACUUGAACCAGAAGAAUUGGCCCGAAUUGCGUGUAGCGCUAGAACCGUUGACGAAUAUUCCUCCUUCCGGAAGGAUAGCGCUAAGCAGCAUUUUACCCAACAUCAAUGCCCGGACAGAAAUAUCGAUUGCUUCCACCCCAGCCGCUUCUAGUGCUGCGAAAACUGGACCCGUUUCGACGUCUACUGAAACAUCCACAUACGCACCUUCCCCCGAGCCGGAUUCGUUACCAGAGCCAGAGGUGGCUGCUCCUGGUCCAUCGACACGAACGGUAACGAUGACGAAAGUCGAAACGCACACGCAGAUUGUGACGAUUCCUCCCACACCGACGCAAGUAGCUAACGCGGCCACCAUGUGCAAACCGUUACAGUUGACCAAAAGCAUCUCCUGUAGGCCAAUUCAAUGCCACGUCGGUUGCCAAACGGAUGGUUCGCUACAGCGCAAGAUUGUCAUUCCAAUCCCGGUUCCGAUAUAUGUACCUGUGCCGAUGUUUAUGUACUCGAUGCCAACGCCAGUGCCGGUGCCGAUUCCGCUCCCGAUACCGGUACCAGUGUUCAUACCGACUACCCGCAAUUCGGCUGGGGGCAUCAUGAAGGAGAUCAAAAAGAUACAGGACAAAAUGCCCACCGAUCCGUACGAGGCGGAGCUGUUGAUGAUGGCUGAAAUGGUGGCAGGCGACAAGAAGAAGGAUGAAAGUGACUCCGACUCAGACGAUGGCGGUGUGGGAGUGGGUGAUGACCAUUACGGAGCGGCCGAGUCAGUGGUGACCAGCGAUGGAAUGGAACAUAACGCAUCGUUCAGUGAGGAUCUCGUGCAGAUGGCGCUGAAGAUGGCCUCGAAUGAUUUUUCCGAAUCACAAGUCGACUUGGAAUCAGCAAUGCAGGCCAAUACGAUCUCGCAGCAACAGCAACAGCACCACGCAUAUGGAGAUCUGCAGCAGCACCAUCAUCAACAGCAGCAGCAGUUGCUGUUGUUGGACCAGCAACGACAGGUCGUGUCCCCCGUUGUUCAGCGAGGUCGCAAACGGGGCUCUAAUGUAGGACAGCGUGCUGGUUCCGUGGUAAACAAUAACGCGCAACAACAUGCCCUGACGCCUGCGUCGAAACGCAUCAAACGAGAACAGCUGAGUGAACCAUCGCCGGAACCGGUGAAUCGAGUGGUGGAGCCGGUCGAGAAACCGGAUGCUAACAUGUGUCUCAAGUACACGUUCGGAGUGAACGCCUGGAAGCAAUGGGUGGUGACGAAGAAUGCCGACCUGGAGAAAAGCUCAAUCCGCCGGAAACCAUUCAAAUCGGAUAUCUUGCAGCUGACCGCCGAUGAGCUGAACUAUUCGCUGUGCUUGUUCGUGAACGAAGUGCGGAAACCGAACGGCACCGAAUACGCACCGGACACGAUAUACUAUCUCGUACUGGGGAUCCAGCAGUAUCUGUUCCAGAAUAGAAGAGUGGAAAACAUUUUCACCGAUGCGUACUAUGAGCGAUUUACCGACUGUUUGGACGAGGUGGCCAAAAAAUUCUCCAUGUUGUACAACGACUCUCAAUUCAUCGUCACAAGGGUGGAGGAAGAGCAUCUCUGGGAAUGCAAGCAGCUUGGGGCACACUCACCGCACGUCCUGCUCAGUACGCUAAUGUUUUUCAACACGAAACAUUUCAAUCUGGUCUCCGUCGAAGAACACAUGGAACUGAGCUUUUCGCAUAUCAUGAAGCACUGGAAGAGAACGCCGCAGCAAGGCGCCAAAUCGACGGCCACAAGAAACGUGCUGCUUCGCUUUUAUCCACCGCAGUCAUCACUCGCUAAUAACGCGCGCAAGAAAAAGGUUUAUGAGCAGCAGGAAAACGAAGAGGAUCCACUGAGAUGUCCCGUGAAGCUGUACGAGUUUUAUCUGUCGAAAUGUCCGGAGAGCGUGAAAACACGCAACGAUGUGUUCUAUCUGCAGCCAGAACGUUCGUGCGUGCCAGAUUCGCCUGUGUGGUACUCAACGCAGCCACUGAGCAAAGAAGCUCUCACGAAAAUGUUGCAUCGGGUCAAAAUGGUUAAAGAGAUUAACAUUGCAUUGCUUACAAGCUAAUGCCCUGAAUCGAACUGAUGCAUGGUGUAGAUACAGGCUAGUUGGUUGGUUGGUGGUUGGUUCAUUCGUUUAUUGGUGUAGCUACAGCAGCAGCAGCAGCAGCAGCAGCAGCAGCAGCAGCAGCAGCGGUACCAAGAGAAUCUGUCCUAAUGACUCAUGGUGACUCAUGGUGGAGUAAACAAUGGCAAACAUGGCAAUGGCGUGAGUUGAAGCAUGGUAUUGAAAAGUACGUCUGAUAUAUGAUAAAUCAAAGGUUACUACAAUUCAUAGAUUACUCUUCUAACAUCCCCCCCUUAAUAAUGAAUUGUUUUAAUUCCAAGGGCCUUCGGUCCAUGUUCGACUUUGCUAGUAGGAAGUGCCAUGUUCUGUCUAACAAAAUGAUGCCUAACAUCAAUAUGUUUGCUUCUAUCCCUUCUUCCGGAUGCUUCCUUUUCGCCGUGCCGAUGCGUUGGAGGACCUUCAUCCGAAUCACGACGAUCCCGGCACUUUUCUGACCCUUUAUCUUCCUUUCUUCUUCGGCGAGGACUUUUAACCGCAGUACUGCAACUCAUUGCCAAAUCACGGUACGUGCCUGGGAUGAUGCGCUCCCUCUCACUGCGCCUUACCAACUGAUGUGGGUCCUCUUUUUGUGGAGCGAGCGCAGCCAGCUGCUCAAUCGGUUGAUGGUGUUCGAUAGCUUCUGGUUGAUCUCCAAUAGCAUCGUCGUAUUCUGCAUCGCUAUCAUCAUUCCGAGCUUCAUUCGUCUUCAUUCGGAAUUCACCAGGACUAACUUCAGUAGAAGUUUCUCCAAAUUCAGAAGCUCGAUUCGUUAAACACUCGUCCACAAAUAUGACAUCCCGACUAACGAUACCUUUCUUAGUCUUGAUGUUAUAAACUCGAUACAUCUUGGAACUGCUUCCGUAUCCCAUGAAAAUUCCAGAUUCUGAUUUGGCAUCCCAUAUCUGCCUUCUCUCCUUCGGCACAUGACACACCACCUUUGCUCCAAAUAUUCUAAGAUGGGCAAGAUUUGGUCUUCUUCCAGUAAACGCUUCGUGAGGUGUCAUUCGCAAUCCCAUAGUGGGUGAUCGGUUGAUCACAUACGAUGCUGUCGCUACUGCUUCAGCCCAAAAACGCUUUGGCAGAUUGGCAUCACACGAUUCAAAAGAUCAUUAUGUCCAAAGAAGUCAAGAACGUCAUGAAGACAAGAGAGUCGUCAAAGUCAUUGACGGAUUCUGCCGGAAUAGACAUUCCCAAUUUCGGAUCAUCAGAGUCAAGACCCCCAGACAAACCGCCGAGAAAUCAUCUCCUCAGACCAAACCAAAGGCUAAAUCCAUUGCAGCAGGCUGAUCUGUAGGUACAGCUACAUCGGAUGCUGUAAAGAAGCUUACAGCAGUUAAAAUGGAGAUGGUUCUCCCCCACUCCAACAGUGGCAUCCGACGUAGAUCAGAUCGAUCUGUGCCGGCAAUUAAAAUUGUUAGUCAAGUCGAUCUUCACGGGCCGGUUCUUUAUAGCAUCCGUGAUGCUUAUGACCAAUGGUUCCAUAGCUUGACAUUCUUUGAUCUUAUCGGAUGACGGAACCUGGCAAACUUGAUCUUGAUCCACUACGGUCGUACGUAUUUCGAAGGUUAUCCCACGCCUCGCCCACGCCGUUUUCUCCUUAAUCAAAACCAUCUUGAUGGCGAAAGACCAAGAGCUGUAGCUUUCCGAUCCUCGAAGAAUUUCUCGCAAAGGCAGGGAAAAAGAUGCCGCUAGUUUCGGAUUCGCCAUUCUUCACAAAACUGCUUUCAAUCUUUUAAUUUCAAACUAACAGAGCCGUAUCCUGGGCCCAAAACCUAUUGAAAAGUACGUCUGAUAUAUUCAGUAGUAGAACACAGAAGAGUAAUCUAUGAAUUGUAGUAACCUUUGAUUUAUCAUAUAUGUUCAUUCAAACACAUGGCAAUAAUGUUGGCCAUAAAAGAUGGCUAGUUAAAUUGUGAUUCACGAGGGCCUCUACCGACGAGACAAGAUUCUUGCAGCAUUUCUUAGGACAUGUGCUUAACAAUUUGCGAUGUCAGGUACAACAACAACAACAGCAGCAGCAGCAGCAGCAAUGAAUAUCAAAAUCGCUCAUUGUUACUGACAUGGGGAAGGAACUGGAACCCACUGUAUCUGUGGGAAUUAGAUUAUUAGGAAAAAGGGGUAAAAGCUUUCGGGCGCAGAAUGUUUUGCUCGUAUGAAGAUACCUUCUACCGGUGGAAGAGACAGUAGAGCACUAGACGCACGAGCAGGGCGAGGAACAGCAGCAAUCUGUGCGAAGCACCUAAGUCAGCAAAUUGUAUAGGCCUCGUAUUGUAAGCUUUAUUUUUGAGUCAGUUUUCGUUACACUGAUAGAGUAAACAUUUGUGUUUUCUAUCUCCUAAGAGGUCAGCUCGAAGUCAGCAAAAUGUUAGUGUUAGUGAUGUAAGAACGUAAAACAUUUGUUUGCAAACGUA
This is a messenger RNA of Anopheles stephensi (Asian malaria mosquito), 8648 nucleotides long. RefSeq lists its product as uncharacterized. The transcript has 7 exons. The record is from RefSeq and is a predicted model, not a curated record. NCBI's taxonomy places the organism in Eukaryota, Metazoa, Arthropoda, Insecta, Diptera, Culicidae. The coding region runs from base 643 to 6198 and encodes 1851 amino acids.